UGCGAUUCUCUCCGUCCCACUCCCACUCUCCCGUAGUUCCUGGUUCCCUGUGGAGAGAGAGGGCGAAUGAGAGCUGCUCACACAGGUGUGUCUCUCCGUUCGUUUGCUCUUCAAGACUCAACAACACACCUGGAUGCGUCAUGUGGUCUCCUACCUGGGCGUGGAGGAAGUCCCUGUUAUUUGGUGCCUUUUGUUAGGUAGCUUUCACAUCGUGUCGCCUUUCACCGGAGACAGUCGUUCUCUCCUCAGCGCUUCAGCGUAAUGGUGCUGGUGUGUUAACAUCCCGUGAUUUAGGAAGAGUAAGAUGUGAACUUUUCAUGAAUCCUUCCGUGGGAUCUAUUUUUUGUUUUAAGGGGGAGGAAUCGAGAUUCGGACUGCGAGCCUUUGUGCAACUACUGUUCAACCAAGGGUGAUCCGAGUGGCAGACUGAAUGACGGUGGAAUGGAGACUUGAGGGACUCUGGGAUUACACCAUCCACUGCAUCUAGGACUUCAGGAGUCUGCCGCUGGAAGUUUGCCUCGUCACUGGUGGAGUGUCUCCAACGUCUGGGUCAAACAUGGCGAGUCUGCCUUGGGCAUCCCUGGUCCUGCUCUGCAUAUCCACAGUCUGUGGACAGGAGGCAGAAUUUCCAGAAUUCACCUCCGAGACGCCCAUCAACAACGUGGCGCAGGAUCCCCGGACAGGGCGCGUGUACGCGGGGGCCGUCAACGCCGUCUACCAACUGGACGGCUCGUUAACCAGGGAGCACAAGCUGGAGACAGGGCCCAAAAAGGACAUGCGUUCCUGCACGCCGCCCAUCCACAACAACUGCCCCGAUCCCAAAGAGACCAACAACACCAACAAGCUGCUGCUUGUCAACCCCUUCAACAACUCGCUCGUCAUCUGCGGCAGCGUGUACAGAGGGAUCUGCUCUCUGGUCAACCUGAGCAAUAUCAACCAGCUGAUCUACUACAGCGACAGCAAGGGCGAGCGGACCUAUGUGGCCAGCAUUGAGGACAGUGUGUCCGUGGUGGGCAUCAUGUCCCACCUAAGUACUCAGGACAGCAACUUCACCGUGUUUGUGGUGGGCAAAGGCUAUGGCAGCCUGGACAGCUCCAAGCUCAUCAGCACGCGGAUACUGCAGAACUACAAUGAUUGGGUGAUAUUUGAGGGCAUCAUAGAUGCCUCUGCUGUGCAGGCCAUUCCUUUCGUCCCCAAAUACAUGCAUGACUUCCGCUACACUUUCAAAGACGAGACGUUCAUCUACUUUCUUUUCUCGCGGACGAUGGGUGGGAACGACAACAAAAACUUCACGUUCAUUUCACGUCUUUGCGAACAAGACGACCACUACUACUCCUACACGGAGCUGCAGCUCAACUGUGGCACCGACAACCGCUUUAACAAGGUGCAGGCGGCCUAUGUGGCGAGUCCUGGGAAAGAGCUCGCCCGCAGCAUGACGGAGUCUGGGCUGUACGGCAACGUCGUCUCCUGGGACCGGGUGCUGUUUGUGGUGGCCAGCCCCGACGACGAGGACCAAACAGAGUCGGCCUUGUGCUUGUACCCCCUAAAGAGAAUCAACGAGAGAAUACAGGACAUCAUUAGUGCCUGCUACAGUGACUCAGGAAAGAUUGGCGGAAAGCCUGCAGUGGAUAUUCCUUAUUCAUCCAAAACAGAUGACCUUUGUAACAAGCGGGAGAAAAACUUUGCGGCCCGCUAUAGGUGUGGAGCAGACUUCCUCCCCUCCCCUCUGGCCAGCAAGCCAGAAUUCGCCCUGACGGCUGAGGCCAUGUACACGAGGAAGGGACUUCUGACCGCGGUGGCCAUUGCUGUGGAGCACGAGCACACCAUAGCCUUCCUAGGCAACUCCGUCGGGGAGGUUUUCAAACUUCACUUGUUCAGUCACCCAGAAGUAUAUAACAAGGGCCCGGGAGACACCACGGGAGACGCCGUCAACAAAAACCUCUUUUUUGACACGAGCUUGACCCACCUGUAUGUCACCACCAAGAAGAAGAUCACCAAAGUCCCUGUGGAGACAUGUGGUCUUAAGACGGACUGCCAGUCAUGUGUCGGACUGAAGGACCCCUACUGCGGGUGGUGCGUCCUGGAGGGGAGGUGCACCAGGAGGUCGGACUGCCGGCGCGCGGAGGAGAAAAAUGGCUGGCUGUGGAGCCCCAAGCAGCAAUGUGUCAAGAUCGUGUCCUUCCAUCCCCCGAACCUCAGCUGCAAGAAGACACAGCAGGUGGACAUCCACAUCCCCUCCCUGCCCACCAUUGGCCCUGCUGACCAGCUGCUGUGCGCCUUUGGCUCCAUCGAAAGCAGUGCAGUAAUGAAGGACUCCAUGGUCACCUGCAGCCUGCCCGAGCCAUAUGCCAUCCCUCCCACGCCUGAGCAGCAAGAUUUUGUGGCCGUGCCCUUGAAGAUCUUCGUCAACAAGACGGUGGAGGUGGCGGCCAGCGAGUACAAGUUCUACAACUGUGCAGCGGCCAUUCACAAGUCGCCGAACACACCGUGCACUUCCUGUGUCAGCAGCGGCUGGGGCUGUCAGUGGAACACCCGCGACCACACGUGCAGCGACAUGAGCGACCAGGACUCAGACCCUAACAUCAUCCGACACAAACAAGCAGCAAGCUGUCCGAGAUUUGAAAACCCCGACCCCAUUCUCAUUCCUGUCGGCCACAAAACCCAGAUCAGCUUUGAGGGGGUCGAGCUCACUCCGUACCUGAAUCAUGAGUUUGUGAUCGGCACAGAGCUGAUGGAGUAUGAGGAAGACAUCAGGAUAGAGAGUGGCCCGUUCUACAGUUUCUCUGGAUUUGAGUUUUCGUAUGACAAAGCACAUGAGACCACCAUUUUCUUCUACGUGAAAGACAAAUCCUCGGGGAAGAAGAUUGACAGCUUGUUAAACGUCACCUUGUACAACUGCGCGGUGGGCCGGGAAGACUGCAGCCUGUGCCGCAACGCCGAGCCAAAGUACAACUGCGUGUGGUGUGCAGGAAGAAGGGGCUGCGUGUACGAGAAGCUGUGCUCGACAGAUGACUCGCAGCCAUGCCCCAACCCCACUAUUACAGACAUUGAACCCAGUUACGGACCUAUCCAAGGUGGCAUUGCUGUCACCAUAAAAGGCUCCAACCUUGGUAUUCACAAAGAGGACAUCAAGAACAUCACAGUGGCAGGCGUGCCUUGCACACAUCUGGGCAAUCACUACUCCGUCUCCACCAGCGUGGUGUGUGAGAUUGGGCCAGUGGACCCACGUGGUCCCCUCUCUGGCCCGGUGGAGAUUCUGGUGGAGGGGGAGAAGAGAGGGACGUCCACAGUCUUUUUCACCUACCGGGAUCCCAAACCCACCCGUGUGCUCCCUCAGAGGGGCCCCAAAGCGGGAGGAACCGUCAUCACCAUCAUGGGAGAGAAUCUAAACACUUCAUCCAAAGAGGAAGUCACCGUCUUGGUGGGCAAUGUGCCGUGCAUUGUUGAGACUUUUGGCACCAACAUCACCUGCAAGACAGGCGAGUACCGUGGGGACAAGGUCCCAUCUCCAUCCCUACCGGUCACGGUGAAGUAUGGGAAGCACACCACCAAAGAAGUGUCCUGGGCCUUCCAGUACCUGGACAACCCCAACGUGAUGGAUCAUCAGCCAAGAAGGAGCUUUGUCUGUGGUGGUAGGAGAAUUGUGGUGACAGGCGUGGGGUUCAGCCUGAUCCAGAGAGCCUUCAUAAAGGUGAACACCUCAGUUGAUGAGUGGUCCCAGGACUCAACACCAAUGGAGUUCCAACAGCCUGCGGAGAGCAAGAACGACACCACACUCGUCUUCCUCUCGCCGCGUGUGACUAAGACUCAUGACACCCAGUCCUUUUGCACCUUCCUUCACCUUGACAACGUUGUGGAGGAGCUGAAGCCGUUUGACUACUACCCAGAUCCCACCUUUGAAAAUUUCAGCAACAAGCUGAUCGCUGCAAACAGCACCAUCAAAGUUACCGGUCGGGGCUUCUCCAAGGCCAUGACAACGGAUGAAGCCAAGGCGUAUGUGGGUGACGUGCCUUGCCUGGUGAAUACGCUGGAAGACGACAAGCUCUACCUGGAGCCUCCGUCGGAGUACAAGGUCCGCAUGAGAAACGUUGGGACCUCGGAGCCCUUGAACCUGAAGAUCAAGUUUGGCAACGGCGAGUGGGUGGUGGGCUCGGUGGUCUACGAGAGCAAGUACGAAGUUCCGCUGGCCAUCAUCAUCCCAGCUGUCAUCAUCCCCAUGCUGUUGAUCAUCGCCACAUCCGCCUACUGCUACAGGAGGAAGAGUCAGCAGGCUGAGCGGGAGUACGAGAAGGUCAAGCACCAGCUGGAAAACCUUGAGGAGAGCGUGCGAGACCGAUGCAAGAAGGAAUUCACAGACCUGAUGAUUGAGAUGGAGGACCACACUAAUGACAUCAGCGAGGGUCGCAUGCCGUUCCUGGACUACAAGACCUACACGGACCGCGUCUUCUUCCUGCCCUCCAAGGAUGGCGCCAACGACGUCAUGAUCACGGGCAAACUGGACAUCCCCGAGGCCCGGAAGGCCAUCGUGGCCCAGGCCCUCAACCAGUUCUCCAACCUCCUCAAUAGCAAGACCUUCCUCAUCAAUUUCAUCCGCACACUGGAGUCGCGUUCGGACUUCAACGCGCGGGCCAAGGUGUACUUCGCCUCGCUGCUGACGGUGGCUCUGCACGGCAAGCUGGAGUACUACACGGACAUCAUGAGGACCCUGCUGCUCGGCCUCAUGGACGACUACGUGAACAGCAAGAACCCCAAGCUCAUGCUGCGCAGGUCGGAGACUGUGGUGGAGCGGAUGCUGUGCAACUGGAUGUCCAUCUGUCUUUACCAGUUCCUCAAGGACUCUGCGGGGGAGCCUCUGUACAAGCUCUUCAAAGCCAUAAAGCAUCAGAUUGAGAAGGGCCCGGUGGACGCCAUGAUGAAGAAGGCCAAGUACACCCUGAACGACACAGGCCUGCUGGGGGAUGAUGUGGAGUACUCCGUCCUGUCCCUGCAGGUAUUGGUCCAAGGUGAGGGACCAGACAUCACGCUCGUGAAAGUGCUCAGCUGUGAUACCAUAACCCAGGUGAAGGAUAAGGUCAUCGAGCAGGUGUAUAGGAACAUGCCCUACUCCCAGAGGCCCAAGGUGGACAGCGUCACUCUUGAGUGGCGGCCGGGCUCCACUGGACAGAUCCUAUCUGACCUGGACGUGACCUCCGUGAAGGAAGGCAGAUGGAGGCGGAUGAACACGCUGGCCCACUACAACGUUCGAGACAAUGCCACCCUGGUGCUGUCCAGAGUUCUGCACACUCAGCAGUCCUUUGACCAAAGCCAGGACAACCACGAGGAGCGAAACGCUUUGCUGGACGACGACAAGGUGUUCCAUCUGGUGCGGCCGAUGGACGAGCUGGACGAGAUCAAAUCCAAGCGCGGCAGCAUUAAAGACAAGUCCAUGACGAAAGCCAUUACCGAGAUCUGCCUGACCCGCCUGCUCUCAGUCAAGGGCACGUUGCAGCAGUUUGUCGACAACUUUUUCCGGAGCGUUCUGUGCUCGGGGGCAGUGGUUCCGCCUGCUGUUAAAUACUUCUUUGACUUCUUGGAUGAGCAGGCCCUCAAGCAUGACAACGUGGACGAGGAGACCAUUCACAUCUGGAAAACCAAUAGCUUGCCCUUGAGGUUCUGGGUGAAUAUCCUGAAGAACCCGCACUUCAUCUUUGACGUCCACACCACCGAAGUGAUGGAUGCCUCGUUGUCAGUCAUUGCACAGACCUUCAUGGACGCUUGCACCAAAACUGAGCACAAACUCAGCAGGGACUCGCCAAGCAACAAGUUACUCUAUGCAAAGGAAAUCUCUACCUAUAAGAAGAUGGUAGAUGACUACUACAAAGGCAUCCGCCAGCUGGUCUCAGUCAGCGAUCAGGACAUGAACACUCAUUUGGCUGAAAUAUCCAGGGCUCACACUGACAAACUCAACACCCAGGUGGCCCUUCAUCAGCUCUACCAGUAUGCUAGCAAAUACUAUGACGGGAUCAUCAUGUCCUUAGAUGAGGACCCGGCUGCCCAGAGUAAACAGCUCACCCUGCGGCUGCAGCAGAUAGCCGCGGCGCUGGAGAACAAAGUGACUGAUCUCUGACUGCCGCGAGGGACGAGGCCAUGACAGAGAGGGAUGAGGGCCAGGGGGAAGGAGAGGGGCAGGAGAGGGGGUGGGGUGGGGAGGGGAGGGCAGCACAGGGCAGAGGAAGCUGGUAUCCGUGGCUGUUUGUUGUGUGUGUGUGUAAGUGUGAGGUGUCCAGGGUUGCUGUGGUACCUAGCUGCCGGUGCCUUUUUUAGGGGUGGAGCAAAUGGCUGUUUUUGGUGGCCUGCGAACAAGGGAAAAAAUGAUGAAAAGGAAACAUUGGUGGGUGGCUUGGGUAAAGGUGGGGAGGGGGCAGGGGGGCUCUACAAGUUUUUAAUCUACCACAAGUGAGGGCCUCUAGAAUGCCUCCUCCAGCCGUGUGUGACAACAGAGGAGUGAAGAGGCACAAAGUCUUCUCGCUUGGACGAGCCCCCAGCAAGCCCCUGUUUGUGCCAAGCUGUAGAUGUGGGAGGUCAUAGGCAUUACUGUUGCAGUGGUACGCUACGGCCGUAGACUUCUCUGCAAUAUUAUGACACACAGAUGGUCUACCCCCUUUCCUGUCCGUAACAGCGUAAUGAAAAAGCAGGCUAUAAGGUGGGCCCUGCAGAACACUGGUCUCUUAUAAGAUAAUCAGAUGUUACAAUUUCUUCUUGUGUAGAGAGAGAGAGAACAAAAAAAGUUUUAAGAAUUGUAUUAUAUAUUUUUUUUAAUCGUGCAGUCUUUAUGCGGAAAGCUUUAUAAGGAGAUAUUAACUUUUUAAAUGGAUAGCCUUGAGUUGAUUGUUUUUAAGACCUGUGUACGACAAGUGUGUAUGUACAGUAUGUGAGUGUGUGUAUGCGGUACAAGGGUGUGGACGUGUGAAUGUGUGCACAUGACGCCCAUAAUAUAUAUAUAAAAAACAAACACCGGAUGCCUCGUUUGACCCAGAUGGGAGACGUCUUGUCUCGUCUCGGCCCGUGAAAUAUCCACAUGAAGUGUGUGUCUCUCUGUGGUCAUGCUUGUCUGUGUGCAAAGGUCCCCUAUAGGGUCAGGCCUGUGGAUAUCGGCUAACAAUAACUUGACUGGCUGGGGCGGACGUGCUGGCAUCGGUGGUUUUGACAACCUGUUGAUUUCUAAUUGAAUUUUUUCUAUCGAUUCUCGCGCCCUGUGCUACCAGUCCGCUCAUAGGUCCCAGUCGCCCACAGACCCUAGGGCAUGAUGAGUGUUCUUUGAAAUCAAAGUUUGCAGGGAAACACUGGAAAACCAAUACCAAGAUCAAUAGCACAUUUAUUUCCUCACAUGUUGACAGUGUAGUGCUCACAAGGACCAACUUAAAAUAUAGAUUUUUGUUUCUCCUUUUUUUCUUUUUUUUUGCGUUUCAAGAGGUGUUUAUUGAUAUUGGCAAUGUCACUUUGAUACUUUUAUAUUUUCAAGAGAGUUUUUAUGUUAGGGGUGGGAUGGGGAUUAAUUACAUUACUUUUAUUUUCGCAAAAAAAAGAAUCAUUUUAUUAACAUGCUGAUGCAAGAUACACAAUUUGUUAUACUAUACGAGAUCACAGCAUUUCAUGAUCUUCUUUGAUGAAAAUCGCCUAAUUUUCUCCCAAGUUAUAAAUAUUUCAUAAUGCUGCCAAACUCAUGCUGUGUAAUAAUUUGACUGAAUUAAACUCCGUUCGGAUGCUGUGGAUCAUGUCAUGUGUUCUUAUAUUUGUACUUGUAGUACAAGGGAAUAGCGAUAACUUCUUUCAUUCCUAGUCAUCAGACCUUUUGACAUUUAGCCGUUUAAGUUGAUGUCGACUUUAUUGUAUAGUUACAUUCCUCCUGUCAUUUCAGAAAUUGAUUUUAUGUUGCUUUGAUGCGGUGCAGUAUUGGGACUUGUGACUGCCUACUGGGGGAGAAUGCUACCAUCCUUGCGGAAAGAAAAUGACAUUUUAAGUUCUGUUGUACUAAAUUGAGUGUUGCCUAACAAAAAAAAGACUUACUUCUUAAUCACUGUAAAUGACUCGAGGCUAUAAGGGUAGCGGUCUGUGAACUCAUGCCUGUGAUAUAAGCUCCAGUGCAUACACUGUGUUCUGCUUCAAGCAAAAGGUCACAUAAGAAACAAUGGCAGCACUUCCACCCCGUCGAAUCCUUGAAAGCAUCCAUCUCGCAUACACUGUAGAUUAGGCCUGCAUGUAAGGGCCCAACCCACCACUUGUUUUUUUUUUUAUUGCAGCUCUCAAGUUAAUAACCACCAGACACGAUUUCUCAGAUAUGGCAAUGGCAAAUCUGGCAUCCCACUUUUGUCCUCUUCUAUUUUUUACUGUCUCUUUCUUUCCUUUCCUCACCAAACUCCCCAGUCCAAAUUCCUGUCACGCACAUUGACAACACUUAUCUGAAAGCAGCACAUCGCUAAAAUCGGCUGCCAGGCAGCAGUGCCGUGGCAUAGCGUAGCGGCAGAUGGUUGGAAAUGUAGCCCCCAGAUCGCUCGGAUGCCUCCCAUCCUGUGGCAUGAGCACCCUCUCAGCCUGAGCGGCAUGGCCUGCCGGCUCUUGGCUCUGCCCACUCACACUCACUCUGCAUAAUGGAAGCAGCGGGGGACGCUUUUGAUCUUAAUUGCAUGCAGGCUGCUGACUCCAUGCUUUUAACACUGCUGAUUUUUUUCAGCAUCCCCCUCCCCAACUCUCUCUUUCCUUUUCUCUUUCUAUUGCUACCCCCCCCCAUCCCAUUCGGACCAAGUCUGUGUGCCCCAUGCAAAGCUUCUUCUUCUUCUUCUUCUUCUUCUAAAAGCCUUUCUGUUACCACUACGUGCCUUAUUGAGAAUAUUAAACUCUUAUUGCUAUUAUUGUUAUUAUCAAUAACAUGAGUGCUGAUGGCAAGUACAGUGCGUUUGAUAGGAGCACAGUGGCGUCUUUGAGACGUGGUGUACAAUGUGGUAUUAAUGUGGUAGAUGUGUCUUGCUGCCAUAAUGUGCCAAUAGGAGACGCACGUCUUGAGUGGUGAUGUUGGCUAUUUUCUGAAAUAAAAAUGUGCUUUUUUGGGGGGGAGGGGGACUGGGUAUGGGGAGGGUACUGAUGAGGCUGGUGUUGGGAGGAGGGGGGUUGUCUGUGGUGUGUGCUUUUUGUAGGAGGUGGAUGGCAUUGGUGAGAGCCCAAAACACACCUAAAGAGGAGUUGUGGGGAAUGCGAGAAUGUUUCCAACGACUUUGGCCAUUCCUCAGUUUAGUCUUGAUGCAAAAAGAGUAUUCUAAGUAGAGUGUUUAAUCAAUAGCGCAGGUUGUUCCGAUGGUGUGUUUUAUCCCAUGUGUUUCCAAGCUAGCCCACUGUGUGUACGAAAGCAACUGUAUUUACACUUGACAGUGACCUUUCUUACUGCUGUGCAGUUAUUAUUUUUAAGAAUCUACAUGUUCUAUAAUAUAUGCCUUUGUUAAAAAGAAGUAUCCUGUUGACACUGUAUUCUAUUUGUGUAAUCCAAUGCAUUGGUUUUGAGAAAUCCAAUUUCUUGUGCUGUUGUUCAGAUGAUGUUUUUUUUUGUUCGUUCCUCGUAAACGUGCAGUGCUUUAAGAGAACCCGAGGAGUGUAAAAGUGCAGUAGACGAUGUUUAAGAGCCCCGGUCACUCUUUCAUCAGAGGCAGCUCAGAAGAUUACCCCCCUCUUACACGCUGUGAUCUGUUCCAAUCGGGUAGCUCACUUCUCAGUUGUGUGUGGUCAAAGAGAUCCAGGAUGUCCCAUGCAUACUUAAUAAUAAAGAGAAACUUUCAUUUA
Messenger RNA from Engraulis encrasicolus (European anchovy), 9807 nucleotides. RefSeq names its product plexin b2b (gene plxnb2b). The record is from RefSeq and is a predicted model, not a curated record. Gene Ontology annotation, molecular function: protein binding; semaphorin receptor activity. Bases 557 to 6106 code for a protein of 1849 amino acids. NCBI's taxonomy places the organism in Eukaryota, Metazoa, Chordata, Actinopteri, Clupeiformes, Engraulidae. Gene Ontology annotation, biological process: semaphorin-plexin signaling pathway involved in axon guidance; regulation of cell migration. The transcript has 37 exons. Gene Ontology annotation, cellular component: semaphorin receptor complex; plasma membrane.